AUGAAUACAUUCGUGCAAGCCAUCAUCCUCCUCUUCAAGAACCACACGUCGCUCAUUCCUGUCGAUGUGACAACACCACCCAAAGCAGCACUCGCGGCAGAAUUUAAUUCAAUCUAUCUCGUCGCGCUGCCCGAAAUUCCAGACGGCUUUACAACUACCGAAUUCGUUCUUCGACUUUCCAAACCUCUCCAUCCUCGAGUAAAAACACAAAAUGAAGUAGGUUGGCUGAACUUCAUCGCAACACAAAAAAAUUCAUCGAAGAUCAGAGUACCGAAGUUAUUAUUCUGGAGUGAUUCUACGGAAGAAAUUGGCUUUGAGUAUACUGUGCUAGAGAAACUUCCUGGAGUGACGCUGUGCGAUAUUUGGGAGACUGUUGAUCCUCAGCUCUUAGUCUCACAAGUGGUGGACGUCAUCCUCGAACUACGACAGCUCACGUCAAAACUCGGUGAUAAGAAAUGGUUCGGAGGAAUAACUGGAGAUGGCAAGAAUCCAGGUCCCUUUGUCGAAGUAACAGGUUAUACCAGUGAGCAUAUCCGACAGUUCUGGCCGUCUUCUUCCUAUCCUUCAGAAUCGUACGAGACACUUAAUCUUACAACCGCUUUCAAUUCAUGGAAAGAAUAUCUGUCAGCUCGUCUGCAACGAGACAUCCAUGUUAUCGAAAUGCAUGAUUCCUGUACCACUUUACGUGGAUCUUUCCUCACUCGACUUCGGGAAAACAUUAUUCCUCGCAGCAACAGCAGUUUCGACGUUGAAGGAGUCAUCGCUCACAGAGAUCUACAUUUUGGCAAUCUUCUCUGGUCAACAGAAACAAAUUCAAUAAGCGGUGUACUUGACUGGGAAUUAGCUGGUAUAUAUCCACUAUCAGACUGGAAUCCGGGAAAUACUUUGUGGACUAUUACUACACCUACGAAAUCUACUUCAACGACGCAAGAGCGAUUCUUUGAAAUGUUGGAUGAGGAAUUGGCGAAAAGAGAUACUGGUAUUAUCGAAACGACGAUGGAGGAGAACAGUGAAGAGUAUCAUUAUCAAAGGAUUGUCAGUCUGACCUACUGGAUUGUACGCAGGUAUGUUGAAGGACGUGGGGAUGAGGAGAGAGUGAAAGGAUGGAUGAAGGAGUGGCAAGAACAUGCGACGGAAUUGGAUGGAUGUGACAACGUGAAAACAAAACAAAAGGAGAUAUCUUAA
Molecule: messenger RNA, 1185 nt
Organism: Didymodactylos carnosus
Lineage: Eukaryota; Metazoa; Rotifera; Eurotatoria; Philodinida; Philodinidae
Source: the annotation of a GenBank genome assembly